AUGGCGUCCUCGGUUGCCCAGAAACGACUCUUCCAUGAGUACAAGAACCUUUCCACAAACCCACCCGAGGGAAUCACUGCAGGCCCUGUCACCGAAGAUGACAUGUUCCACUGGGAAGCCUUGAUCCAGGGCCCCGAGGGCACCCCGUUCGAGGGCGGCGUUUUCGCAGCCGAGCUGAAGUUCCCCAGGGACUACCCUCUCAGCCCACCAACUAUGAAGUUUAUCGGUGGUGGCGUUUGGCACCCGAAUGUUUACCCUAAUGGAACCGUCUGCAUCUCUAUCCUUCAUCCUCCCGGCGACGACCCCAACCACUAUGAACAUGCCUCCGAGCGCUGGUCGCCCAUCCAGAGCGUGGAGAAGAUCCUCUUGUCUGUGAUGAGCAUGCUCGCUGAGCCGAAUGAUGAGAGCCCUGCCAACGUCGAGGCUGCCAAGAUGUGGCGUGAGCGUCGACCUCAGUACGAGCAGAAGGUCCGGGAUGAGGUGAAGCGGGGUCUCGGCCUGUGA
This is a messenger RNA of Penicillium paradoxum, 504 nucleotides long. RefSeq names its product E2 ubiquitin-conjugating protein UBC7. Bases 1 to 504 code for a protein of 167 amino acids. The record is from RefSeq and is a predicted model, not a curated record. The transcript is spliced from 2 exons. Gene Ontology annotation, cellular component: endoplasmic reticulum; cytosol. NCBI's taxonomy places the organism in Eukaryota, Fungi, Ascomycota, Eurotiomycetes, Eurotiales, Aspergillaceae.